GUAUCGUAGCAUGCCUUGUCUAUAGUGUUCAAGGUCUGCCUCGAUUUCAUUUUCAACUUUGUUGACGAAAUCCUGUAAAGAUGUCAGAAAACUUUAAAUUUAGUGAUGUUUUUAACAGCCGGACGUUGCGGGGACGCGCUAAUGUAGCCAAGGCUACCUAUGUGUCCAUGGGUGCGAUCUACGUCCUGAUGAAGAUGCAAAAGAAUAAAGCAAAGCGCCUUGAUGCCAAGAACUACUGCAAGGGAUGCCAGCAGCUGAUGCCGCCAAGCUAAGAGGUGUAAUAGGGAUCAUCUUUCAUUUUAUUAAGAUCACUAAUAUCAGUUUUACAAAAUCUAAUGUGUUUUAACACAUGCAUAAACAUAUUGUUAUUAUAAUAUCAAAUACAUCUAAAUCAAGAUCAUUAAAAAGUUGAAUUUAUGUACUGGAA
Molecule: messenger RNA, 427 nt
Organism: Drosophila serrata
Lineage: Eukaryota; Metazoa; Arthropoda; Insecta; Diptera; Drosophilidae
Product: ATP synthase membrane subunit K, mitochondrial
Source: RefSeq, a predicted model, not a curated record